CCGUGCCCUUCACCAUCCCCUCUCUCUAUCUCUCUCUCCCUCUCCUUCGGCGAAGAGAGAGAAACUCCAAAUCCUCAUCCUCUCUCUUUCUGCUCUCUAUACAACGAGAUACGAAUAUAUCGACCUUUUUCGGUCGGAGUUUUGAUCGGACGGCGGCGAUUGGUGUUGCGAUUCCAUCGGACGGCGGCGAUUGAGUUAUGCAGGCUGAUCAGACGGUGUUGAGCUUGAGACCAGGCGGCGGAGGCAACCGAGGCAGCAGACUUCUUGGUCCUCGCUUCGAGCCUUCUUCGGAUCUUUCGGUGCUGCGUCCUCACGGCGGCGCACCUUCUCAUAUAUCUUCCAAGACUGGAGAUUCCCGGUUUGAGAGUCAUGAGCGUGUUCAGUACACCAGGGACCAGCUCCUACAACUUAGGGAGGUUGGUACCAUUCCGGAGGCUAUACUGAAAAUCAAACAAGAAGUUGAUGCUGAAUUUUUUGCUGAAGAUCAAAACUGGGGUCGUGGUGAAAGCAAUUCCCAACUUCAACCUCAGAGUCGCUAUUCUGAACCUGAUAACCGUGAUUGGCGUGGUCGGGCUGCUCAAUUUCCUAUUGCUGUGGAGGAGAGAUCCUGGGAAACUGGUCGAGAUAAUAGAGAGUUUGGUGGCAGAUUUGAUGCCAGAUCUCAAGAAACAAAUCAACAUAAUCGCCAAGACCAACUCAAUUCACAGUUUUCGAAGGGAGGUCCUGCGCCUGCUCUAAUCAAGGCUGAAGUGCCAUGGUCUGUCCGAAGGGGAAAUCUCUCUGACAAGGACCGUGUCUUGAAGACAGUGAAAGGGAUACUGAAUAAGCUGACACCAGAAAAGUUUGAUCUCCUCAAGGGUCAGCUGAUUGAUUCUGGGAUCACAACAGCUGAUAUUCUUAAGGAGGUUAUCACCUUAAUUUUUGACAAGGCAGUGCUGGAACCGACAUUUUGUCCCAUGUAUGCUCAGCUAUGUUCAGAUCUCGAUAAAAAACUCCCUCCAUUCCCUGCUGAUGAACCUGAUGGGAAAGAAAUCACAUUUAAGAGGGUCCUUCUGAAUAACUGCCAGGAGGCAUUUGAAGGUGCUGACAAACUGAGGGAAGAAGUAAGGCAGAUGACUGCUCCUGAGCAAGAGGCAGAACGUAGAGACAAAGAAAGAAUGGUCAAACUUCGGACUCUUGGAAAUAUCCGUCUCAUUGGGGAGCUUUUGAAGCAGAAGAUGGUGCCUGAAAAGAUUGUUCAUCAUAUAGUUCAGGCCCUUUUAGGGGAAGAUAAUAAGACCUGCCCCGAGGAGGAAAAUGUUGAGGCCAUUUGUCAAUUCUUCAACACCAUUGGUAAACAGCUUGAUGAGAGUCGCAAGUCUAGGUUUAUCAAUGAUACUUACUUCGGCCGUUUGAAACAACUCUCAACAAAUCCCCACCUGGCUCCACGUCUAAGGUUCAUGAUCCGUGAUGUUCUCGAUCUCCGAGCAAAUAAUUGGGUUCCUAGACGCGAGGAGGUUAAAGCCAAAACCAUCAAUGAAAUCCAUUCAGAGGCUGAAAAGAAUCUGGGAUUGCGUCCUGGUGCUGCAGCAAGCAUCAGAAGUCGUGGCAGUGCUUCUGGUGGACAAGGAAAUAUUGGUCUUGGAGUUGGGGGAUUCUCCGUCAACCGUCCUGGCUCUGGGGGAAUGAUGCCUGGAAUGCCAGGAACGAGGAAGAUGCCUGGGAUGCCCGGAAUUGAUAAUGACAAUUGGGAGGUUCCUAGGACUCGUGCAAUGCCUAAGGGUGAUGCGCCAACCAUGCAACCCACUGGACGUGUCCAGCCACCAUUGAUUGGCAAAUCUCCAUUGCUGAGUUCAAAAUUUCUUCCUCAGGGCAGUGGACUUGUAGGCGGCAAGACUAGUGCUCUAUUGCAAGGCAGUGGUGCACCUGUUCGAACUACUAACCUGGAUACUGGAACUCAAGCUGCUCCCAUCCCGGCUAGACCUGCUCCGACUCCAUCUAUGCCUUCGGCUGCUGAGAAAACAGCAACUCCGAUAAAAUUCAAUGUUGAGGAACUUCGGAGAAAAACAGUUUCCCUCUUGGAGGAAUACUUCAGUGUCCGGAUUUUGGACGAGGCAUUGCUGUGUGUGGAGGAGUUGAACUCGCCAUCUUACCAUCCUGAGGUUGUUAAAUUAUCCAUUUCCCUUGCACUGGAGAAAAGCCCGCCUCAUGUAGACCCAGUUGUAAAGCUCAUUGAGCAUUUGUUCGCUAAGAAAGUCAUCACAGGCGGGGACAUAGCGACUGGAUGUUUACUCUAUGGCUCAAUGUUGGAUGAAAUAGGAAUUGAUUUACCCAAGGGACCCAAUAAUUUCGGUGAAGUUAUUGGUAGGCUAGUUUUGGCUGGCGGAUUGGACUUUAAGGUGGUGAAGGAUCUGCUGAAGAAGGUGGAGGACGACAUGUACAGGAACGAUAUAUUUGCUGCUACGAAGAGGAUUAUUACUUCCCAUCCAUCAGGGCAAGGAGUAUUGGAUGCACAGGCAUCCGAUGUUGAGGCUUGCGAGAGCCUUCUCUGAGGAACCAGUCUUCUUCAUUCAGCCGUGUUCCCUACAUUGGAUAUCAGCAUCAUCGUCAAUCUCUGUAACCUCAUCUUCAAUCUAUAAGGUACUGGUUUUUGCUUUUAUUCCGACUGCCUCUUCCUUUUUACGCCGACCUGUUACAGCCAAUCUCUGCUUUAUUACAUCCGAUGAUAAAAGUGGAGUUAGCUGCUGCUUUAAAAGAAGUGAAUUUUAUUGAGCUGUAUAUUGUCCUGAGGGUAGUAGUAUUGGUGUUCGUUAAAAGAGCAAAAGAAGAUAAGCCCUGGAUUUUUGUGGUCCGAGUAUGGCCAAUUAUAUGUGCCCGUUCUCCUCUUCCCGUUUUGUAUUUGAUUAGUUCUUUUUGGUUUCCUUGUUUAAUUUUGCUAGACUCUUAAAAAAAGAGUAAUUUUAGCUUUUCUGUUUAGUGAGACAGUCCAUAAAUGACAUUGGUUUAAUUAUAUCGUGGAACUCUCAAAAAGUAGAAUUCAAUUAUGUAUUCUGUCUA
Molecule: messenger RNA, 3036 nt
Organism: Diospyros lotus (date-plum)
Lineage: Eukaryota; Viridiplantae; Streptophyta; Magnoliopsida; Ericales; Ebenaceae
Product: eukaryotic translation initiation factor-like
Exons: 9
Coding region: 198-2531 (777 amino acids)
Cellular component (GO): eukaryotic translation initiation factor 4F complex
Molecular function (GO): translation initiation factor activity; protein binding; mRNA binding
Source: RefSeq, a predicted model, not a curated record